AUGCCGACAACACAAAGACGCAACCCAGCUCAGGCACAGAAAUUACGACGACAAUCUCGCAGUCCAGAGCAGGCACCCAAAUCCUCGCGGCGGUCUCGCAGCCCAGCUCAGGCACCACAGGAAAUUGCAGCAGGGGAGGAAUUCGCUGAAGGAGCAAUGGACGUGGAUAGUACCGAAGAAGAUACCGACUCCGAUUCCGAAGAACCCCCACUUCAGGACAGGUUUCCAACCAGUGAUCAUGCGAUCCGUAUCACCCAAGAAGCAGUGGCGGCUUCGCCCAAUGUUAUUGCCAACUUUAUCAGUCAAAAGAAACACCGAGAUCUAGAAAAAUUCUGCGAUCGUCUCAACGCUCAAAUUCGCAAAGCGAACAAACAACGUGGCUUAAAUAUUGAUAAAGGCACGAUUCCAUACGGCAGCUAUCGAGGACUGCUCCAAGGUUAUGGAGAAGCAUUCGUACACUAUACCAACAACACAGACCAUGAAAAGGCAUGGGACCAGUUCAACAAGACUUACAAGCUUAUUGCUGCUCUAAAUAUAAGGCAUUGGAUUCCACCCGAUUGGAACCUUCAUGAGUCUUGGGCAGAAGAACAAAUCAGCCUGCCUAAUCCAGACCCGAUCAAAUACCAUUUGCCUCCACUCUUGGAAGAGGAGGAAUUAGACCGGCGGAGUAUAGAGAAGGAAGAGGCAAAUGAGCUAUUAUCAAGUAUAGAGACUGAUGAGGAGACUACUUCUGUCGAAGAUCUUGGCGCUCUUGAAUCUAGGACGUGGGAGGAACAGCGACAAAUGUCUUCCGGGACGGUCCUCUACUGGUGGCCCAAGGCACAGGGUCACAGACCUUCGUUAUAUAUGGGCGCCCAUCUGCACCUAUCUAUCGAAUCCGGGCUGGUUCUCAUGAGAAGCAAAGUGGAGCGGGUGUUGAUUUCUAAAACCCGUGGGACUGCUAGAGAGGUAGACGAAGAUGAUGACGGAGUUCUUGACGAGCACAGGAAGUAUAGUAGGAGUGAUGUUGCUGGCAUUCUUGGGAUUGGAUGGAAGAUGGAUGGUGACGAUGAAGACGGAAUCAACCCAUUGUUACUACUCCAGCCAACCAAAGGUGGGUUAUAUCCACAAACCCGAGCUUUGGUCAAAUGGAGAGAUGGGACUCGCACUGUCGAAGGAAGAUCAUUUAUCAGGCGAAUCACCAUGGGAUCAAGUCUGGAUGGUGAUAAAACGAUUUACCAGAAAGCCGUGGAAAUGGAGAAAGCCUACCGAAAGGAUCAAGGUCUGGAUGACUAUGAAGAUGAUUUCACAAGUUAG
Penicillium samsonianum is the source of this 1296-nucleotide messenger RNA. RefSeq lists its product as uncharacterized. The transcript is spliced from 3 exons. NCBI's taxonomy places the organism in Eukaryota, Fungi, Ascomycota, Eurotiomycetes, Eurotiales, Aspergillaceae. The record is from RefSeq and is a predicted model, not a curated record. The coding region runs from base 1 to 1296 and encodes 431 amino acids.